AUGAAGCGUUUGACUCGGAUGAUGGAAAGGACAGCUUGGCAUUCUCCAGACUCUACCCUUUUCCAGGAAGAAGAGGAUAUGGCCAGUUCUCUUGAAACAGUGACAUUUAAGGAUGUGGCUGUGGACCUCACCCAGGAGGAAUGGCAGCAAAUGAAACCUGCUCAGAGGAACUUGUACCGUGAUGUGAUGCUGGAGAACUACAGCAACCUAGUCACAGUGGGUUGUCAAGUCACCAAACCAGAUGUGAUCUUCAAGUUGGAGCAGGAAGAGGAGCCAUGGGUGGUAGAAGAAGAACUGCUUGGGAGGCACUGUUCAGAAGUUUGGAAAGUUGAUGAGCAGAUCAAGAAGCAACAGGAAACCCUUGUGAGGAAUAUCACAUCCAUCUCCAAGAAAACUCUGAUUAAGGAAAAUGUCCUUGAAUAUAAAAAUGUUGCAAAAGACUUUAAUCAUAGAUUUGACCUCAUCAGACAUGAGAGAACUCAUGCUGGAGAGAAACCCUAUGAAUGUAAGGAAUGUGGAAAAGCUUUCAGUAGGAAGGAAAAUCUUAUUACACAUCAAAAAAUUCAUACUGGGGAAAAACCAUAUAAGUGUAAUGAAUGUGGAAAAGCUUUCAUUCAGAUGUCAAACCUUAUUAGACACCAGAGAAUUCAUACUGGAGAGAAACCUUAUGCAUGUAAGGAUUGUUGGAAAGCCUUCAGUCAGAAAUCAAAUCUCAUUGAACAUGAGAGAAUUCAUACUGGAGAAAAACCCUAUGAAUGUAGGGAAUGUGGAAAAGCCUUCAGCCAGAAGCAAAAUCUUAUUGAGCAUGAGAAAAUUCAUACUGCUGAGAAACCCUAUGAAUGUAAUGAAUGUGGAAAAGCCUUCAGCCGGAAAGAAAAUCUUAUUACACAUCAGAAAAUUCAUACUGGAGAAAAACCUUAUGAAUGUAAUGAAUGUGGGAAAGCUUUUAUUCAGAUGUCAAACCUCAUCCGACACCAGAGAAUUCAUACUGGUGAAAAACCCUAUGCAUGUACAGUAUGUGGGAAAGCCUUUAGUCAGAAAUCAAAUCUCACAGAACAUGAAAAAAUUCAUACUGGAGAGAAACCCUAUCAUUGUAAUCAAUGUGGGAAAGCUUUUAGUCAGAGACAAAACCUCCUUGAACAUGAAAAAAUUCAUACUGGAGAGAAACCAUUUAAAUGUAAUGAGUGCGGUAAAGCUUUUUCUCGAAUCUCAUCCCUUACUCUUCAUGUUAGAAGUCAUACAGGGGAGAAACCGUAUGAAUGUAACAAAUGUGGAAAAGCCUUCUCUCAAUGCUCAUUACUUAUUAUACAUAUGAGGAUUCACACUGGUGAGAAACCCUAUGAAUGUAAUGAAUGUGGAAAAGCAUUCUCUCAAAGAGCAUCCCUUUCUAUACAUAAGAGGGGUCAUACAGGGGAGAAACCAUACAAGUGUAAGCAAUGUGGGAAAGCCUUUCACCAUGGCUCAGAACUUACCAGACAUCCGAGAGCUCACACGGGUGAGAAACCUUAUAAAUGCAAGGAAUGUGAAAUGGCCUUUACUUGUAGCACAGAACUUAUCCGGCAUCAAAAAAUUCACACUGGUGAGAGACCCCAUAAAUGUAAGGAAUGUGGGACGGCUUUUAUUCGACGAUCAGAACUUACUCAUCACGAGAGAAAUCAUAAUGGUGAAAAACCCUAUGAGUGUAAGGAAUGUGGAAAGGCCUUUGGCCAUGGCUCAGAGCUUAGUCGACACCAGAAAAUUCAUACUGGUGAGAAACCCUAUGAAUGUGAGCAAUGUGGGAAGGCCUUUAUUCGUGUCUCACACCUUAGUCAACAUCAAAGAAUUCAUGCAGGACAGAGGAGUGAGUGA
Messenger RNA from Rangifer tarandus platyrhynchus (Svalbard reindeer), 1848 nucleotides. The record is from the annotation of a GenBank genome assembly. Lineage: Eukaryota; Metazoa; Chordata; Mammalia; Artiodactyla; Cervidae.